Molecule: messenger RNA, 1810 nt
Organism: Patiria miniata (bat star)
Lineage: Eukaryota; Metazoa; Echinodermata; Asteroidea; Valvatida; Asterinidae
Product: rho GDP-dissociation inhibitor 1-like
Exons: 7
Coding region: 191-853 (220 amino acids)
Biological process (GO): Rho protein signal transduction
Cellular component (GO): membrane; cytosol; cytoplasm
Molecular function (GO): protein binding; Rho GDP-dissociation inhibitor activity
Source: RefSeq, a predicted model, not a curated record
UGUCCUCACCAUAAAAACACUCUACUCUCUCAGUGCAUCGGUGUGACUGGAUAGCGUACAGAGAGCCGCAGAAAAAAAAGACAGCUACUUGGAGCCCCUCGUGGAGAUCGGUUGGUGUUUAGUAAAGCGCAAGUUGCCGCCUUAUUAUUGUGACUCACUUUUGUAACAUCGUGAACAGAAGAGACUUGAAAUGAAGGGACACGCCUGUGUGAUUCUCUUGAUGUGCCUCAGCUGUGUAUGCGCGACGGCACUUCAAGUAAACAGGGGAGAUGAACCAGAAGCCGUGCCAGCUCAGAGGGGUACUGAAGAGCUUACCCGCGACUACCCACCGCCCAAAGAAGUGGACUUGCAGACGCUUCAAGAACGUGACGCCGAUGACGAAAGUCUGGUCAAGUACAAGGAAGCUCUACUGGGUAGCACUGCAGAUGUUUUAGAUGAAGGCGGACAAAAUGUACUAUUGAAGGCCUUGGUAUUUGCUCCAGUAGACCACGAGGAAACUGUUCUGGAUCUGACAGGUGAUCUUUCUCAAUUCAAGCAUAACCCAUUUGUGGUUAAGGAAGGCGCCGAGUACAGGAUUAAACUCAUAUUCAGGGUCCAACGUGAGGGUGUCUCUGGACUGCGGUAUUUUGAAGCUGUUUACAGAAAAGGCAUCAGAGUGGACAAGGCCAAUUUUAUGGUUGGGAGUUACAGACCCAAAACGGAGGAGCACAUCUUCCAGAGUCCCGUGGAUGAGUUACCCGCGGGUUUGUUAGGCCGUGGUGACUAUAUUGUCAAGAGUAAAUUCACAGACGAUGACAAGAAUAUCUACUUGGAGUGGGAGUGGAGUUUCUCCGUUAAGAGAGAUUGGGAAUAAGAUUAUAGUGAUGAUUUCCUACAAAGGAAAUUGGUCUACUGGAAGUGCGGUUUACUUGUAGAUGAUGCUGUUGGUGUUUGAAGGGGUACAUCAUGAAUGUGAAAUUCUUAAUUAAAUUUAUGUUAUCAUGGUUCAGCAAGUAUAGGGAUUAUGUUAGUUAAAUGUAUGCCACAACAUAUACAAUGAAUAUGUAAUUGAUUUUUUUCCCAAAGUGGCACUUUUUUUUUGAAGGAAUUAAUUGUGGCAUUAGUCAUCAGCAUUGCCAAUGAUGACUUUUUUUUAGUCUCUCAGAAAAAGGAACUGCAUGUUUCCCCCCCCCAAAAAAAAUGUGUACAUGUAUAUGGAUGCCAUCAUCUAUGUACAGAACAAAACAAAUGACGUAUACUUGUUUUGUAUGAACAUUGCCUUUUCUCAUUUUAUCAGAGCAACUUGUACAACUCUUUCAUUUUGUGGAAGUCUAUAAAACAACGCAUUUAUUAGGAAAUACAUUUUGAUGAUGCUAUUUGUUGUAAUCGCUUAUUAAGUUACUUUUGGGAAUAAAUGAUACAUGUUAGUUGUAUAGCAGGCUUUAUUUUAUCUUUGCAGCCUGCCUCAGGCUGUAAUUAGACUAUUUUGCCAUAGAUAUAGAUAUUUUCUGUUGUUAUAUUUUAAUUAUUAAAGGUUUGGUUUAAUAUAUGGUUUUGCUUUAGGUGCAUAAUAUGAUGUUAUAUUUCCGCAAUGAUGUAUGGCUUGUUUGCCAUAGUAGUGAUCUGGUGUCUUCUAUGUUGUCAUCUAAUUCAUGGAGAUUUUGACCAAGCGCUUUGGGAACCUGGUAACAUAAAGCCACCAGUAUUACAACAGUUGCAUGCCUACCACCCGGCAAGCUUUUUUUGUCAGCACUAGAAUGUAGUUUCUUUAAUGAAAGCAUGGAAUACAUUACCUCAUCAAAUAACGAUCAGCCCAUGUUGGCAUAAAUAU